GACGCAUCAGAAACGAGAGAGAGAGAGAGAGAGAGAGAGAGAAAGCUGCGUGUGUGACUCUAGGGAGCCUGGAAAGUAGACGUCGCGCUGCCCUGCUGCUAACUGGGCUACUGAAGGCAGAGAUCUGCGAGCGGAGUCUGAACUUGUCCAGUUCCAUAUGUGGAGCGACUGGGCGGAUCGUCGCGACGGGGAACGUUCCAAUUAGAACUGCGAUUUGGACUGAGGGGAGUUGUCUUGCUCGUGUGAUGCAGCGACGAAGGAGGAGAAAGCGUGAGCGGCUUGGGGCUGCGCUUUUUUUCCAAGAGCGAUAAACAAGAGAGAGGAGAAAAGUAAGAAGGAGAAGAAGAAGCCUGACAGGCAGGGCGCAGGGAGUGCGAUCUUCUUGAUCUCAGCUUUCAGCGAUUUUAUCGGACCCUGUUGCGUCUUUUAUUUGUUUAUUGCUUCUAUUAUCCUCGGCUUGCCCUGCUGCUCGUACACAGGGAUAAUAAUAACACCGGGAGGAAUUCUUUCCGCUCCCAAUGAAAGAGGAGGAAGGAGGGAAAGAACUUUGAUCGCACGAUAAAGAGAGAGAGAGACGCGCCGGAGCGCUGGAUUGCGUCUUCAUCUGCUGGAAGUUGUCGCAUAACUCCGCUCCAGUGAAACUUUUCCCUGUAUAGAUUGUAAAUGGUGGGGGCUCUGCGCGUCUAAAAUAAUCAUGCUGCUCGUGGGCAAUUUCCCAGUCUAGUGCGACUGUCGCAUCCCCUCUGGAUGCCCGUUUGGAUUUGGGAUGGACAUCUGAUUUCAGGAAACUUUGGCUGUAGGUCAGAUCUUUCAGCUGCAGGUAUUUGUGCAUCGGGGACUCGCCACUCAGUUGGAAUAUAAACAGGGGGCGAUCCCUUGUAUUUCUGGUUAAUCUGCUGAUCGCGGAGGAAGGAUGUACCUGCCGGGGAAGUUACUGCGUCUGUGGCUCCUGCUGCUGCUGGUUUUGACGCUGCUGCCAGCGUCUGCCUGGGCUUUGGUCUGCUUGCCCUGCGACGAAUCCAAAUGCGAGGAACCCAAGAGUUGCCCGGGGAGUAUAGUUCAAGGCAUCUGCGGCUGCUGCUUCAUGUGCGCCAGGCAGAAGAACGAGAGCUGCGGGGGAGUCUAUGGGCUACACGGAGCCUGCGACAGGGGUCUGCGCUGUGUCAUCCGCCCCCCGCUUAAUGGCGACUCCAUUACAGAAUAUGAAGUGGGGGUUUGCGAAGAUGAAAACUGGGAUGAUGACCAAUUGCAUGGCUUCGUCCCUUGCAAUGAAAACUUUGUAACCGGUUGCAACAUCAUCAAUGGGAAAUGUGAAUGCGAUACCAUACGGACCUGUAACACUCCCUUUGAGUUCCCCAGCCAGCAUGCCUGCCUGACUGCGCUGAGACGGAUUGAAGAAGAGAGACCAGACUGCUCAUCAGCUCGAUGUGAGGUACAGUUCUCUCCACGUUGUGCCGAGGACUCCGUUUUGAUAGAAGGCUAUGCCCCACCUGGUGAAUGCUGCCCGCUGCCAAGCCGAUGUGUAUGCAACCCAGCCGGAUGUCUAAGGAAAGUUUGCCAGCCUGGUUACUUAAAUAUUUUGGUAUCCAAAGCAUCUGGCAAGCCUGGGGAAUGUUGUGACCUUUAUGAAUGCAAACCAGUCUUCAGUGUGGACUGCAGUACUGUGGAGUGCCCUCCAGUUCAACAGGCCAUAUGCCCAUUGGAUAGCUAUGAGACACAAGUCCGCCUUACAGCUGACGGAUGCUGCACGCUGCCUACAAGAUGUGAGUGUCUCUCGGGCCUCUGCACUUUCCCUGUAUGUGAUGCUGGAUCAAUCCCCCGCAUAGUCUCUCGAGGAGAUGGCACACCUGGAAAGUGCUGUGACGUCUUUGAAUGUGUUAAUGAAACCAAGCCUGCGUGCAUUUUUAAUAACGUGGAGUACUAUGAUGGGGACAUGUUCCGUAUGGAUGCGUGUCGAUUUUGCCGCUGUCAGGGUGGCGUUUCCAUCUGUUUCUCAGCCCAGUGUGGAGAGCUUCACUGCGAUCGCUACUAUGUGCCAGAAGGGGAGUGCUGUCCAGUGUGUGAAGAUCCUGUGUACCCAGUCCAUGACCCAGCAGGUUGCUACGCCAAUGGACAAAUAAGAAGUCACGGGGACCGCUGGAGAGAAGAUGACUGCACCUUCUGCCAGUGUAUCAAUGGAGAGCCUCACUGUGUUGCAACAGCUUGUGGCCAGAGUUGCUUGAAACCAGUUAAAGUGCCUGGAGAAUGUUGUCCUGUGUGUGAAGAGCCUACAUAUAUCACUAUGGCUCCACCCAUCUGCGACCUGCUGAUCAACUGCACGUUGACUGAAAAGGACUGCAGCUAUGGUUUCCGAUUAGAUCAAAAUGGAUGCCGCACAUGCCAAUGCAAAACAAGAGAGGAGCUCUGUACUGGUCUCAUAUCAGGCUGUGCAUUGGACUGCCCUUUUGGAUUUCAGACUCAUCUACACAACUGUGAGAUCUGCCAGUGUCGACCUCGGCCCAAGAAGUGCAAACCUUUAGUGUGUGACAAAUACUGUCCGUUUGGCUACCUGAAGAACAAGCAUGGCUGUGAAACAUGUCGCUGUAAGAAGUGCCCUGAUGCCCCUUGCAGCAAAAUCUGCCCAAUGGGAUUUGAACAGGACAAUCACGGAUGCCGCAUCUGCAAAUGCAGGGAAACAAUGACAUCUGUGGUACCCCCAGUCAAAACAGGCUCAUGCUUGUCAAUGGAUGGUCGACGCCAUGAAAAUGAAGAGAGUUGGCAUGAUGGAUGUCGUGAGUGCUAUUGUCACAAUGGCAAAGAAAUGUGUGGACUCAUUACAUGUCCUGUUCCUGAUUGUGUGAACCCCACUAUAUACCCAGGACAAUGCUGCCCUUCAUGUCCAGAUGAUUCCAAUGCACAGAAUCCAGAACUUACAGACCCAUCCAUUUGCCAUGCUCCUGGAGGGGAGUACUUUGUUGAAGGGGAAACCUGGAAUAUUGACACAUGCACCCAGUGCACUUGCCAUAGUGGGCGGGUGCUUUGUGAAACUGAGGUCUGCCCACCUCUUCUUUGCCAGAACCCAACACGUUCCCAGGAUUCUUGCUGUCCUCAAUGCCCAGAUGAUUCCCUGCAGCCUUCUGUCCCAAGCAACGACAGUGUCCCCAGCUACUGCAAAAAUGACGAGGGCGACAUUUUCCUGGCUGCUGAGUCUUGGAAACCUAAUGUCUGUACAAGCUGCGUCUGCAUGGACGGGAUUAUCAGCUGCUACUCUGAAUCCUGCCCCCCUGUAACCUGUGAGAGACCGGUUUUAAGGAAGGGUCAGUGCUGUCCAUAUUGCAUAGAAGACACAAUUCCAAAGAAGGUGGUGUGCCAUUUCAAUGGCAAAACAUAUGCGGAUGAGGAGCGGUGGGACAUUGACAGCUGCACACAUUGCUAUUGCCUUCAAGGACAGACCCUCUGCUCUACUGUGAGCUGCCCCCCUCUUCCCUGUGUGGAGCCAAUGAAUGUUGAAAGUAGCUGUUGUCCUAUGUGUCCAGAAAUGUAUAUACCGGAACCCACAAAUAUCCCUAUUGAGAAGACAAACCACAGAGGAAAGAAUGAGCUAGACAUGCCUCACUGGGCAACUCCUAGCGAGAAUGACAUCGUUCAUCACCACAGAGACAUGGGUCACCUUCAGGCAAACUACAGAGAAGUGGAAAGACCCCGUUUGACCGAAGAAGACUCUCUUCAUUCUGUGGCAUGGGUUGCGGUCCCUAUCAUGAUUGCGUUGGUUAUCCUAAUUGUUCUUUUUAUGAUUAAUCAGAAAAAACAGUGGAUACCAGUACCCUGUUAUAGAACGCCUAACAAGCUUGUGUAUGUGGACUGCAAAAAAGGAACCAUGGUUCAAGUGGACAGCUCCCAGAGAAUGUUGAGAAUGGCAGACCCGGACUCAAGAUACAGCGGAUUCUACAGUAUGCAAAAACAAAAUAACCUCCAGGCAGAUAAUUUUUACCAAACUGUGUGAGGAGUACCCAUGCGACUGUUACAAGGAUUUCCCUUUAAACUGAAAAAAAGGGGGAAAUAAAAGAUGAUAGGUUUGGAGAAAGACAAAAUUCUGCUAUUAAAAAACAUAGAACCA
Molecule: messenger RNA, 4096 nt
Organism: Xenopus laevis (African clawed frog)
Lineage: Eukaryota; Metazoa; Chordata; Amphibia; Anura; Pipidae
Gene: crim1.L
Product: cysteine rich transmembrane BMP regulator 1 (chordin-like) L homeolog
Exons: 17
Coding region: 914-3982 (1022 amino acids)
Cellular component (GO): extracellular region; plasma membrane
Molecular function (GO): serine-type endopeptidase inhibitor activity; enzyme inhibitor activity
Source: RefSeq, a predicted model, not a curated record